This is a messenger RNA of Dermochelys coriacea (leatherback sea turtle), 774 nucleotides long. Its product is annotated as transthyretin-like. NCBI's taxonomy places the organism in Eukaryota, Metazoa, Chordata, Testudines, Dermochelyidae. The transcript is spliced from 4 exons. Bases 89 to 547 code for a protein of 152 amino acids. The record is from RefSeq and is a predicted model, not a curated record. Gene Ontology annotation, biological process: purine nucleobase metabolic process. Gene Ontology annotation, molecular function: thyroid hormone binding.
CAGCCUAAUUUGAGGGGACUGGGUAUAAAAAUCCCAAAUCCCAUCAGUUUCUAGUUGCUGACACUGAGACUCUCAGACUGCAGGCAGAAUGGCCUUUCGUUCUUUGCUCCUUGUUUUCUUAGCUGGACUGGUGUUUUUCUCUGAAGCCGCACCACUGGGGUCUCAUGAUUCCAAGCACCCUCUUAUUGUGAAAAUUCUAGAUUCAGUCAGAGGAAGUCCAGCUUCCAGUGUACCAAUUAAAUUAUAUAAAAAGGCUGAUGAUGGGACCUGGCAGCUCUUAAGUUCAGGAAAAACCAAUGAAUAUGGUGAGAUCCAUGAGCUUACAACCGAGAAACAAUUUGUAACAGGGUUAUACAAGAUUGAGUUUGACACAGUCACUUACUGGAAGGGACUUGGCCUUAACCCAUUCCAUGAACUUGCUGAUGUGGUAUUCACUGCUAAUGAUUCUGGUCAUCGUCAUUAUACUAUUGCUGCUCUCCUCAGUCCCUUUUCUUACUCAACUACAGCUGUUGUUAGUGAACCAAAGGAAUUCAGAACUACACAUUAACCAUGCAAAUUGUCCUACAUUGGUCAAUUUAAGAUUUGUAGAUUGAUUUCCUGUAAUGAAUGAUUCUGCUUUUUGGCUGCAAUAAUCAAUACUUAUUACUCACAUAACAUUUUUCAUCUUCAAACACUAACUCAAAAGCAAACUGAUAUGCAAUGGAUUUUUAUUUUGUGAAUGUAUUAACUCUGGUAAAGUCAAUAAAUGUUUCUUCUUAAAAAGGUUUUCAAUUA